AUGGCUGACAGCGAGAUGAAGUGCCUGAAGUGCUUUGUGGAAGUGUCAUUGGAGACUUCGCAUGCCUCUGGCCGGAAUGCACUUCGUCGAGUGUGCUUGGAUUGCUCCAACACGGAUCGGUGGCUUCAGAGGUGCAAAAAAACAAAGGGCAAAAGCAAUGAGACACCCAAGGAGAAAGAACUCCGGGAGAAUGCGGAGAAGGUUUCGGCCAGCCUAGGGAAGAUGACGGCAGAGGAAAAGGCCGAAUGGUACAAGAAGCAAGCCGCCGAGCGGCAAGCCGAGGGCCCUCGCCGCCGGACCUUCGAGACUGCUGUGGGAACAUUGACAGAGGAGAGGACACGACACCAGAAGUCUGAAGACGUGGACAAGUGGUGGAGGUUCAAGGAUUGGGCAGCCAGGGAGAUCCUGGUAACAGGGUGCAAGCAUACCGAUGUGAAGAGGCUUUGGGACUUGGAGUUGCAGAAGCCCGGUGCCAUCACAAAGGUUCAACGCGGAGAGACCCUCUUGAAGGAUUGGGCCGGCCAGGAGGAUCGCUUGGGGUCGUCGCACUCCGUGAGCGCCGGCAUGAAGCAGAGAAUGGACUUGCACCGCAGCGAGGACCUGUCCAGAUUCCAGGACCAGUCGAGCAGUCGCCUGGAGCGAGGCGAGUCGUUGCUGGAAGCUGACAGGCUGCUGAACCAUUCGAACAACACAAACCAGGAAAGUCAGCUUCUGCGUGUCCAGGAGGAUAUGGAAGAAGCAGCAAAGGUGCGAAAGGAGCAAGAGCAGAGGCUCUACGAGGAGGCGGAAAAGGCGGAGGAGCAGCGGAAGGCCAGGCAGCAGAAGCCUGUGAAGCUCAACUCGGCCAGCCUGGAGCACCUGCAGUUUGAGCAGUCCAUCGAGAGGGGUGUCACGUCCAUGGACUCCUAUCUGAGGAAGCUGAAGAACAGCUUCUCGGGGCUGGUGGCCGAGGUGAAAGAAGCUGGUGUGGAAGGCUGUCCGAACGGGAAAGCGGAGCUGGCUGAGAAGCAGGAGAAGUUCAAGCAGCUGGCCGAGAACAUGGAGUGCUUCAUCCGGCAGAAAGAGCACUGGCAAGCGGAGAAGGACAAGAGCCCGCCGGAGGAAUUGGAGAAUGCCGCCCAGCACUGGAACCAGCUCUACAUGGACGUGUGCAGGCAGGUGAAGAACUUGGCCACGGCCGAGAGGGCCACCUGCUUGAAGACAUUCAUGGCGCAGACUCGAAAGUGGGUGAGUGAGUUCAAGAAGAGAAAUGGAAAGCUUGCCGGGAAGAAGGCGGCUGCGAGCGCCAAAGCGGCUGCUGUUGCUGCUGGGAGCAAGCAGCCCAUCAGCUCUGGCCCGCCAAGUGGCACCGACACCCAGAUGGGGGCAGACUUGCUGAAGUCCGUGACGGGGGCAAAAGCUGCUGGACAGGACAUGGGCGAGGUUUUCAAUUUGUCCUCACCCUGCUUCAACAUCAUGGACUGGUUGUGUGGCAAGCAUCCGAACUCCUGCCUCAAGAUCAUGGCCGCUCAGACCAAAUCCUUAAGGGAUGAGUGGCUUGCCAUGCCGUAUUACGGUCAGCAGAAGGAAUGGGUCCAGGAGCUGUGGAAGAAGGACAAGAAGAAGGUCGAAGUGUCCUUGGCGUUGGUGGCAAAGCCAGCCUUGGCUGGCAAGAUUGACAGGGCUUGGACAGGCCUCUUGGGGACAUCAGCAGCUGCCGAAUGCCUGGACAUCACCACGGAUGCGGACCUGCAGGAAGUGUUCCAGCCUUGCUACUGGUCAUUUGGAAAGGGAAUGAGCAAGCUGUUCUACAGCACCGACUACGGCCUGACAGAGUUAAAGAUGGUCUUGGAGGGCAGCGCUUUUUUCAUGGGAAGACGGCCUUCCAUCGCGAUGGACAAGGGCGUGCAAGCCAGAGUGAUCUCUGGUGGAUGGACCCAGCGGAUCGCGUUCUUCAAGAGCUUCAGCGUGAGGCCCACGUUCGUGCUUCUGCCCGCCUGCAGUGCCCGGAGUGUUGAAUUGAUGCCUUGGGAGAAGCCACCUUUCAAGGGCGUUUUUGAAGUGCAAACAUCAGUCCUUCGCAAGGCUCGUCUCGAACCAGGGGUCAAGCAGUCAUUGGACAGGGAAGCAGUUGUGCGGCGAUGGUUGUGUGUGUUGUUGCAUGAUACCAGUGCAUCUUCAAUGGGCCAGAUGCUUGCGGGGAGUGCGUGUGAUGGUGCCGAGCUUGUGUCUGAGACGUUCGAGGGCAAGGCAACAAGUACUCUUCUGAAAAGAGUCCGCUGCAUCGGGAAAUACGUGCAUUGGGCGUCGGACAAUGGGUGCGAUGCUUUCCCCUUCUCAAUUGAGAAGAUCCGGAGUUACCUCAAGGAUGCUAUUUCGGGUAACAAGAAGAGUGCCAUCCGGGAUUUUGCAAGCUCCUUGAAUUUUUGUCGCUUUGUGUUGGGGUUUCAGGUGAGUGAUGAUGUGACUUCACACCCAUGGUUCAAAGGGACGAUGAGAUUUGCCAACAUCCGGCUCCGGGAUGCCCACCGAUCACGGACCUUGACUGUGAAGGAGGUGAAGCAUCUUGAAGAGGCCUUGAUCGGGGGCCGUUUGGACCGUUUUGAUCGAUAUGCGCUCGGAGUUAUGUUGUUUCAGCUGUAUGCUCGAGCCCGAGUGUCUGAUUUGCGUAAUCUGUUCAAGGUUUACCUGGACAUAACCGGGGCAGAAGGGUAUAUCGAAGCACAUACGUACGAGCACAAGAGCCGUCGCAUCACCAGUGGACCCAGUGCUGUCCUCAUCCUGGUGGCUCCGAUCCAGGGGCUCGCCUCCCAGCCUUGGGGGCUUGCUUUUGUUCAGGCUGCCAAAGAUGUUGGGUUUGACUUUGAGAAAGGUUUCAGAGGCCCGAUGUUGCCCCGUUUUGCCAGCGAUUACACUUGGUCAGGGGACGCGGUGGAUGCUGCUGAAACCACAAGGUGGCUGAAUGGCAUCCUCAAGGCGCUGAUGGGCGAAGUCCUUGAUGGCCUAACGAGCCAUGGCCUGAAAGCCACAACACUUUCGUGGGUGACAAAGGCAAAUUACGGGGACCGUACCAUCCUCGUUCUUGGCCAUCACUCACUGGGGGCUAGGGGCAAAACUUCCGAAGCAUAUGGUCGCGAUGUGCAGGCGGGACCGUUGAGAGACUUGUGUGCAUGCUUGAAAUCGAUCAGAGUGGGGGUCUUCCUUCCAGACUUGACCCGCAGUGGCAUGAUCAGGGAGCACGCUGAGUCGCCUGAUGAGUUCCCGAGUGGUUUUGCUUCUCGCCCCCCUUUCCAGCCGGCCUUUGCACCGUCCUUCAGUGUUGCUGGCCCUGCAAAUGACACGGCGCCCGACGAGGCAGCACCUUCUGAAGGGGGGGCUUCAGCGUUAAGUUUGGAUCGAGCUCCCGGUUUCCAGGAAGGUGAGACUGAGGUUGCCAGGGAGGCCGAGGAAGAUGCAGUCUUCGGUGGCGUGAGCCCAGAUCGUGUAUGUGAGUCAGGUUCCUUGGAGUCUUCUAGCGACAGUGAAUCCUCGGGCUCAUCCGACGAGCCGGUUGAUUAUGAUGGCUUCCUCCGAGGCUUCGAGGUGCAGGCUCCGCGUGCAACCAUAGGGGUAGACCUGGAUCUCUUCCAGAACCCUAAGACCAAAUCAAUCCACGCAAGGGCCCGAGGUGCGACAACCGACAGCAAGAUGCUUUGCGGUCGGCCGGCAAAAGGUUUUGUUCCCUUCUCUGGAAGAGUGCACAGCAAGCAUUGGAAGUGCAAGCAGUGUACGAUGGCUAAGCCCAUCCGAGACACUGGCUCGCUUUUGCAUCACCUGGACAGGCGCCUCGAGAGGAUUGUAGCUCGUGGUUCGAUCACGGCUGCAGAGUUUGUAGUGGGGUUGCCAGAUGAUGCAUUGCAACGGCUGCUUGACCAGGGCGUCGACACUCUGGCCAAACUGGCGUUUGCCCCUGGUCAUCCCGGGGAGUCCCCCAGUGACGAGAAACUCAAGGCCUUAGUUGCUCCAGUAGCUGUCCCCGGGGGUGCAGGAGGUGCCGAGCCCUCUCUUGGUACCGUCGCCGCGGUACGCAGGUUAGUCUUCGAAGCACAAACUUUGGUCGUCAAUGAGACCAAGUGCCUAGUUGAGAAUAAAGAAGAGCAGCCAAAAGAAUUGCCUCCAGCCGAACGGCGUGAUCGCCUGCAGAAACAAGCUGCCCGCCUUGCAGGUGUUGACUUGUCUGGUGUCAACGAGUGCUCGCAUGCAAGCUAUGACCUUUGCCUGAAGCUGAUUUCUGACAACUGUGUCUCGUAUCUUCAGCCUUCGAAGUUUACCUGCCGGCAGGCGGAACUGCGUAUGGAUAAGCCCCGCAAGGAACUUGAUGUCGCGGCCCCGGGCUCUUCCUCUUCCGUGCUCCUUAUCAAGGACCGCGCUGCAGAGCAGCAUUGCGACGUGACGCAUGCCCUUGAUCUGUUCCAGGCCCUGCAUCGUCGCGCGUUGGCCAUGGACCUUGUUGGCCUUAGCACGUAUGCUCGCGUGCAAGAGUGGAACUCUUUUCUUAUGAACCACCUACAGCAGCCUGUCCUGGCGGGAUACCGCAGCCCCACUGUUCAGCAACUCCUUCACGCUGAUAGAGCUGCCUGGGUCCGUUUGUCCGAGUUAACCCCAGCCGGGGUGCGUCGCAAGGCUACCGGUGAAUUGCCGUUGGAUAGCCUCUGGGCUGAUUUGCAGAAGGACCCGCGCGUAGUCUUUCACCUUUUGCCGCUUCCUGACUCUUCGGGCAAGCAUCCUGCGCCCGCCCCGCCGGGCGUUCCUGCUGCUGUGCCUGCUGGCUUGUUGCCGGUGGAGGUGUUGCCUGCCCGGCCUGAUGUUCCCCUUUCAGAAAGUGCAGCUCACCCUGGCGGUAGCAAGCAGCUGACUGUUUUCCAUGCUCUUGAAGUGUUUGCGGGCAGCGCUCGUCUCACUGUGGCCCUUCGUGCCGUGGGCUUGCAAGAUUCCUGUGGCGUCGAUCAUCGGAUCCCCAGGCAUUGCCCUUGUCCCAUGGUCAAACUUGAUCUCACUCGUGAUUUUGAUGUACAGCUUUUGCAUGAUAUGAUCGACAACCCUUUUUGUCUUUAUGUGCAUUUUGCACCACCGUGUGGCACGAGCUCCCGUGCUCGCCUGAUCCAAGAGACCGAUCACGAUCCCGAACCGUGUCGGGAUGAUACCUUUCCUGAUGGCCUACCCGGGCUUCCUGACCGUUUGGCUCAACGUGUGGCUGCGGCCAACCGCCUCUAUGGCGUGACCGCUGCAGCCCUGAAACGGGCGGUUCUUGCCGGCAAGCUUGUCAGCUGCGAGAAUCCACUGAAUUCUUUCAUGUGGCAGACCACUGCGUGGCGUCAGGGCACCUCCGGUUUGUCCUUGCGGGAAGCUGUGUUUGACCAUUGUUGCUACGGGGCAUUCCGCUAUGCUACUAGUGAGGAGACCGCUUACCCGCUCGGGUUGUGCAAGGCGGUCGCCGCACUCCUGCUUGAGGAGCUCUGCCAGCGUGGGUUCCAGCUGCCUGCUCGUUCCCUGUCAGAUGAGGUUCGGCAGCAACAUAGAGCGGCCCAGGUCAGUCUCGGCUCCCAGCCCCGUGGCAAGAAGGUUGCUCCUAUGGUCGCUGAGUUCCGUGAUGUGGUCGUUGUGACAUCUGACCAUGACUUCUUGCCUGCUUCAGCCAAGCUGCCCGUGGCCGUGCCUGUUCCGCCCUCAGCCUCGUGUGACCCGCCUUUGCCAGAGCUGCCCAUGGGUUCUCGUAUAUUGCGUCGUGUUGCACUUGGGGGUGGAGAGACGCCGCGUUCUGGACCUUCAUCCCAGCCAAGCAGUAGGAAUCAGGGAAACCCGAACUGCCCCGUCGAGCAGUUCGCCUCUGUGUGCCUUCAACAGAAAACUAUCUUGGCUGAUGAUGUAACUCAGCUGUUCCAGCUCUUGAAGUCGGAUCGCUUGGCCAGACGUGCUGGCCUGGAUGAUGAGUUUUCGUGGUCCACAGGGGCCUAUGCACAGGAUCCGAACGUGCCUGACUUGAUGGGCUGUGAGCUGAAGUUCGAGUCCAACCGGUUUAGGACGUGGGUUGGAGUACCGUGGACGUGCGAUGAAUUCAUCGAGCAAGCGCUUGAGGCUAAGCACCCGCGUCUUAUGAGCUCGGGAGUUCCACCUGAGUUGCAACAAACGAUUGACUUCUUGGCGUCGGAGGGCAUGCACACUGUUGGUGCCAGUAGGACUGAAGCUUUACGUCAGUGGCUGGGGCGAGCCGCAGAGCUCGACGAGCAAGAACGUGUGUAUAAGGAGACACUGCCCAAGCACUGUGCAAAAACCUUGAGCAAGAAAAGGCUGCUUCUUUUCGGCGAGAUGAUUGAGGCUGCCGGCCACAAUGAUCCGUCGUUGGUUGCGGAUAUGUCUAAGGGUUUUGCUUUAGGAGGCCCGAUCCCCUACUGCCCUGAGUUCCGCGCUAAGCGUACAGCUGCCACCAUGGCGGUCGAUGACCUGCGAGGGUCAGCACAACGAAUGCGGAAGGGCAUCCUAAACUCCACCAAGAGCUCAGGAGAUGAUGUGGUGGAUGCUGAGACUUACCGAGUCACCUUGGACGAGGUGGAGCGGGGGUGGCUGGACGGGCCGCUGAAAGAGAGCGACUUGGGGGCCAGCUCUUUGUUGACCAGGCGCUUUGGCGUUGUGCAGAAUAAUAAAACACGGCCCAUCGAUAACUACCUUGAAAGUGGUUUGAAUGCCACAUCUUCAUCGUACGACACAAUCACCGUGCACACCGCCGACUGCAUAGCAUCAGGUUUGGCCCGUCGACUGAGGGCCGAUGCAAAGUGCAGGUUGCACCAACUUCUCUUGAAGUCCUGGGACCUUCACAAGGCCUACAAAAACCUUCCACUAUCCCUGGAGGCGCUAGAGGUUCUUCCGUUUGGAUCACGGCACAGUGUGCACGCAUUUUGCCGGGUGUCACUAGGGAUAUGGAAAGUCCUUGUAGUGCUGUUCUUGUGCCACAUCAACGUUUAUUUUGACGACUUUGUGGGUGUGGAGCUGGCUCCUCUGGCCCGCCUCUUCGACAUUGGUGUUUGCCUAGUAUUCCGCUUGUUGGGGUGGGAUGUCGCCGAAGACAAAGAAUCUGUGUUCGACUCCUGUGCAAAAGUGUUGGGGUUGAAGUUCGACUUGUCUGAGUCCCGUCUCGGACGUAUCACUCUGUGUAACACGGAGUCGAGGCGAGACGAGAUCUUCGAGGCCUUGUCCGACAUCCUUUCGUCUGGUUACCUCACGCAAAAGGAUGGCGAGCGCAUCAGGGGCCGACUCCAGUUUGCUGAAAACCAGAUAGCUGGAAAGGUUGCUGGAACAGCCUACAAACAACUGUCGCGGUUUGUGCAACGAGGGGGAGGACACCUGGAUGAGUGCACCAGGGUAGCCCUACUAAGGUUGCGCGAUCGAGUCAACUUCUCACCGCCCAGGGUGAUCUGCGCCAACAUCUUGACUACCAUGCAUCUUUAUGUCGAUGCCUCUUGUGAGGGUGAUAACGUAGGCUUGGGUGGUGUUCUUGUUAAUGAAGUGGGUUCGAAGAUGGGCUUUUUCAGUGACCGCGCGUCUGAGCAUGUGAGACGUCGCAUGAAUCCUGAGAGCGGCAACCCCAUUUUCGAGUACGAAUGCUUAGCCAUCCUUGUCGGACUCAGGUUGUGGGCUCCGCUCAUUCGCAGUACCAACCUCGUUGUGUUUACUGACAACGAGGGUGCCCUGGCCUGUAUGGUUGCCGGAAUUUCAAGCAACAAGUAUGGAGAAGCUAUUGCUCAGCAUGUUCAUGUGCUGUGUGACGAGCUUGGGCUUAACAUCUGGUUUGAACGCGUGAACACCUGCUCAAACGUGGCAGAUGCCCCCUCACGCGGCUCUAAAGAUCCGGAGCUGGGCAAAGAAUUCACGAUCGAUCUUGAUACACUCGUUGAUCACGCCUUUGAGUCUUGGGGGUUGUGA
Molecule: messenger RNA, 7935 nt
Organism: Symbiodinium natans
Lineage: Eukaryota; Dinophyceae; Suessiales; Symbiodiniaceae
Source: the annotation of a GenBank genome assembly